CGGAUGCUUUUUGAGGUGGACGACGAUGUGCUGAGGGCUCAGCUUGAGGUGCUGGCACCGAAUUUAGUCGGUCUUCUGAAUGCGGCCGGUCGAGGGGUCGAUGAUUUAGGGGAUAUUGCCGGAAGGAACGGAACGGAUUCGGCGGCCCUGUUUGGAGAGGGAAGUGGCGAAGGGGUGGCGGCAGCCGUCAGAGACGGCGUUGGACUUGGGUUCGAGCUUGUGCCCGGAGGGCAGGUUGGCGAGCUGGGGCGGCACCCGGCCGACCCUGACAGGGUGGCUGAGACGGCGGCGGACGUUUCGGAGCGACUACUAUGUUCGCUGACCAGUGAGAUCGGCUUUAGUGCUCCGAUUCUGGUAUGUGGCUCCAUUUUUUCGCUAGUGUCAAUUUUGAACAAUUCGGUGUUGGCCUGGAGUCUUGUGCGGAAAAGUAGACGCGCCAGCGGCGGGACGGAUGGAACGCGUGCGGAUUACGGUAACGGCGGUAACGGUGGCGCCGGCUCAUCACACCUGUACUAUGUUCUGGUGUUGGCCAUCUUGGAUCUGAUCGUAUCGUUGUGCUAUAUUCCGGUGAUUGGAGUGGAUUAUCUGAAGGAUCGAUUGCAAUCGAUGGAAUUGGCGAGGUUGUGGUGGGCGUAUUUCGGGUAUUUGCUGACGAUCACGCACGUGGCGAUGUCCGCAUCGUGUUUUAUUUUGGUGUUCGUAUCGAUUGAACGCUAUCUGUUGACGGUUCGCAAUGGCGCGCGUUUGACGAUGGCGCGACGCAAUCGGCGUGCGUUGUGCGCGCUCGCGUUAGUGCUCGCGUUGCUGAUGAAGGCGCCAAUGGUGACGGAGCUGGAACUGAGGUUUGAGCCGGCCUGUGUUGGCACAGUGUCAGAGUAUGUGGUGGAUCUGUCAGCGAAAUGCGCAACGCUGUGGUACGGGACGGUGUAUCGAUUCUGGAUGCGGCAUUUGGUGACGGUCGUGGUGCCGUUCAUUCUAAUAAUUUGUUUUAAUUUGAUGAUCGUCGGAGCGAUAAAGGCACAGAUACGCUCGGAAAGGAAUUGUGCCCGUUUGACCGGUGCGGUGCAGCUGCGGAAUGAGAGGAUAGUGAGUAGUGGUUUUGGUAGAGGUUAUGGGAGCCUUCUUCGAUUGAUUUGGUCAGUGUUCGACUGUGCGCUGAUGGAGCGCGUGCGUAGUGCAACAUGGACAAUGGUGCUGUUGUGUUUCACUUACGUGCUGUCGAAUGCGGCGAACGUGUUCGUAACAUUCUGGGAGUUCAUUGAUUACGAUACGUUGAUUCAACAAUAUUUCUCGUUUUAUAUGACGUGCACGGAUUUGGCGUCGAUGUUGGCCGUUUUGACGUGUAUGCUGAGAUUGCCCACUUAUUUGGUUAGUGUUCGAUUUUGCGCUGAUGGUGAGCGGCAAGCAAUCGUGAAUUACGAUAUAUCGUCAUCAAACGCUCCCGCUCAAAACGGCAUUCCAGGCGAAUGGCACAAAGGAAAUGUACGUUGGCAAAAUGCCGAAAAGAUGUUGUAUUGGCAAACGGCCAAGAGACGAGACAAAGUGACCAACUGA
Anisakis simplex (herring worm) is the source of this 1554-nucleotide messenger RNA. The record is from the annotation of a GenBank genome assembly. Lineage: Eukaryota; Metazoa; Nematoda; Chromadorea; Rhabditida; Anisakidae.